GAAAGAGGACUUCCCAGCAUGGGGCAGAGGGAGGGGGUGAGCACCCUGAUGGAAGGGACCGAAAUGUCCUUCAUAUAAACGGGCGACGAAGUGGCGAGCCCCCGGGCGACAGAGAGGGGGAGGGAGGGAGAGAGAGAGAGAGAGAGAGAGAGAGACCGAGACCGAGAGAUAGAUAUAGAGAGCAUCGCCCGCGGCCGCUGGAUCCACGGGCACACCACGAACACAGAGAGGAAACACGCACCGACUCUUGGAGCAUCGAGCAGAGGAAACCGAGCAUCCUUCACCCAGUGACAGACCUGUUUGUGGCUGUAGAGAUGGGUGUCACCUGUCGCCCUCUGCUAUUGGUUUGCGUAUAUUUGGCAGCUGUGCUAAUUGGUGGAACCUGCUCAGAGGGGGUGUGUCUUCAAGAUGGCACACACAAGGCCACACCCGGCCCAGAGCCGCACCUGAGAGAGUGUGCGCUCUACUCUGACAACAGCUGCUGCACGGAAGAAGACAUCCAGGACAUCUCUCAUGUUCCCUCUGCUAGCAGUGAGAAUGAAACAUGGGACACAUGUGGGGCUCUGAGCUCUGAGUGUGAAGGCUUCCUGAAGCGCAUUUUGUGUUUUUACCGCUGCUCCCCCGAUGCUGCUCGCUGGCCUCAUCCCCGGCGCCGCUCAUACUUCCAGGCUGUGCCACUCUGCCACAGCUUCUGCCGUGAAUGGUUUGAUGCUUGCAGGAUGGAUGUGACAUGUGCUCGUAACUGGGCCAGAGACCCUAGGGGCGAAAACUGCACUGGGACCUGUGUUCAGUAUCAGCAGAUGUACCAGCAUGGCAGGGAUCUGUGCGAGGGCCUGUGGGGUGAUGCUUUCAUGACUGUGGAGGAUGAGCCAGGAGAUGUGGGAGAGGCUGGAGAGGUCAGAGCGGAGGGUGACAGCCGUCGUCCCUGUGGCUGCCUGACCCUCAGCCCCUCGGACAAGGAUGUGAUUGCUGCCCUCAAGGCCCAGCAGGACAACCCGGAGGAGCUGGACACCACCAAGACCGGUCUGCCUCAGUACCGGGCCCCUUGCCAGACCAAGCUGCAGGCCCGGAGCGGCAGGAAGGGGAACUCUGUGCUGCGUAAACGCUCAGUCACGAUGUACAACACAGAGGGGAGUGGGAGUGACUGGUAGAGAGGAGCAACAGGUGGUAACACAUUGUGAGUUAACUGUCUAGAUCCUAAUAUACAAAGUCUCUCUCGUGAUCGUGCUCCUCUGACUAACCUCCCCACACAGACCUAAACUCUCAUCAUUAUCAGCACAUGUCAGAUCUAAUCUAUGUGGCUGUAAACAGUUAGAUACAUAAACGCUUCAUCAGUUAUUGGACUGAAUAACAGCCACGACUUUAAAUGCUAGUGAAAGUGCCACAGCAGUAUAUUCUAAAAGCAUUUAAAUCCUCGUUGUGCAAGGGCUCUGACUUCAGUAAGAAGACUACAUUUCCUAAUAGCAUCACAUAACAGUUGCACCUAUUUUUACUGCCAGCUAACAAGGUGAUAGCUUUUUCUUUUUUUACUAGGUCAGGUAUUUUAUGUGCUUUGUCUGGCUCAGUAAUAGACAUAAGGUGUGUGAAGACUUUCACUUACCGUAGGAAACCCCCAGAGAUUUAACAGUUGUGCACGAAUCUGACACAUCAUCAUUAACCAGAGGACACAGUGUUCUUGCACCACCACCCCGCUACUCUUGUCAAUCACCUAGGUGGCUGUAAUCCAUGCAUUAGUCAGUUGCUGUGAUGCCGUACUGUGCUGUCUACAUGCCAUGUGGUAUAUAAUACCGUAUCAAGUCCUGCAGAAAUAAUAAUGAAUGUAAAAUAGACAACUGGCCUGAAUGCACGGGAUCUGGUAUGAUAAUGACAGUGGAGAGGCAGCCUAAUACCUGAGUGAAGGUUUGAUAUGCAGAAACCAAAUCUGCUUACCUAAGUAAAUCUGCAGAGGCAGCAUUCCAGCUUGCUCUGGUAGUUUGCAUGUCACCAGUGUGCUGAGGAUGUUAUUAAUGACGUCAUGUAUUUCUACUGGAGACAGCAUUAGAUGUAAAAAGAGGAACCUGGUUUGUUUGACUGAUGGUGAGCUGGCUGAACUGGGUGUUCCUGUGCUUUUCUUUACCUUCUCAAUAAAGACAUUGUUUCUACAUGUCA
Messenger RNA from Monopterus albus (swamp eel), 2148 nucleotides. It is a transcript of the gene rtbdn, whose product is annotated as retbindin. NCBI's taxonomy places the organism in Eukaryota, Metazoa, Chordata, Actinopteri, Synbranchiformes, Synbranchidae. The transcript has 6 exons. Gene Ontology annotation, molecular function: riboflavin binding; riboflavin transmembrane transporter activity; signaling receptor activity. Gene Ontology annotation, cellular component: external side of plasma membrane. The record is from RefSeq and is a predicted model, not a curated record. Bases 315 to 1151 code for a protein of 278 amino acids.